GAUAUCUGUCGAGGCGGGGAAGGUUUUACGCAUGCGCUCUUCAAUGACCGGUGAACACAAUGGAGUCACGUAUUCUGAAGUCAAAUCGUCGUGAAAACUUGUCUGGAACCCCGGACUAAUUUCAACAUUAGCAGGUCUUGUGACCGAAACCGUGGCCGAGUCGCAUGUUGACCGUUGUUGCCUUUCAGCUGUACGGUAAUCGCUCCAGAUAUUGCUGAGCAAGUUCUAUGAGAUCACCUGCUAUAUCUAGAACACUGCUCGAACUCCCCCUUUCUUCUUGAAAUGUUUUUCAACUAUUUGGUUUCAAAGCAGAACAGUAGAAAACGUCCAACCGCAUUAAUCAUUUAAUAAUGUCAGAAGAGAACAUCGGAAGACGCAAGGAGAAGUGUGAGAAUUGCACUAAACAGUGCAACAAGAAGCAGAGUGGUGCAGGCGUUCGCUCCCUUCCGGAGGCAGAUGUAGCCAACAGAGAGGUCCCCGCCUCCUCGCCUACCCUCCAGCAGCAGGUGUUGCUGAGUGCCUGUCUGUCCUGUGAGGGCUGUGUGUCAGAGGAGGAGAGCCUAAAGAUCUCCCAACAGAACCUGGAGGAGGUGGCCCGGGUCCUGGGCCAGAACAAGAAGUGUGACGUCACCAAACACCAGGUCCUGGUGGUGUCAGUGUGUUCCCAGUCUCUGCCUUUCUUUGCUGUCAAGUUCGGUCUGGACAUUCCUGAGGCCACACGCAAACUCUGUGGCUUCCUCAAGAGCCUCGGGGUGCAGUAUGUGUUUGAUACCACUCUAGCUGCAGGCUUCAGUAUCCUGGAGAGCCAGAGAGAAUUUGUCCAGAGGUACCGCAAGAGGAACCAUGACAACCAGGCCCUACCCAUGUUCACCUCCUCCUGUCCAGGGUGGAUCCGGUAUGCUGAGCGUGUCCUGGGCAGUCUGGUCACUCCUCACAUCUGUACGGCCAGGUCUCCUCAACAGAUCAUGGGCUGUCUGGUUAAAGACUACUUCACCAAACUAAAGGUCAAUACGUUCAGCUGUUAUAACACUGCACAUCAGCAUCAGCUCCCUGACUGCAUGACCCAGCUCCCUGACUGCAUGACCCAGCUCCCUGACUGCAUGACCCAGCUCCCUGACUGCAUGACCCAGCUCCCUGACUGCAUGACCCAGCUCCCUGACUGCAUGACCCAGCUCCCUGACUGCAUGACCCAGCUCCCUGACUGCAUGACCCAGCUCCCUGACUGUAUGACCCAGCUGCACAUCAGCUUCAGCUCCCUGACUUCUGAAUGUGUGUGUGUUCCAGGGGAGGUGUUCCUCAUGAUGGAACAGAUGAAGGUGUCCGUAGCAGACCUGGACUCUGCCCCUCUAGACCACGUGCUGAGUGAGGCAGGGGGCCACGCCUUGGUGAGACAUGAGGGCAAAGGAUCCGAGGGCUUCCUGGAACACGUCUUCAAAUACGCUGCGAAGGAACUGUUUGGUCUGGAUGUAGACCAGAUCACAUACAAGACUCUCAGGAACCGUGACUUCCAGGAGGUGUGUCUGGAGCGGGAUGGGGAGGUGCUGCUGCAGUUUGCAUCCGUCUACGGCUUCAGGAACAUCCAGACUCUGGUCCACCGCAUGAGGACAGGACAAAUCCCCUACCAACUGGUGGAGGUGCUGUCAUGCCCAGGCGGCUGUGUGAGUGGUCGUGGGCAGGCGGAGGGAGAGACAGGGGGUCGGGUGGACAAGGCCUUGGUUCAGCAGAUGGAAGACGCCUACAGCAGUCUAACAGUCAGGCUGCCUGACACAAACCCUGACCUACUCAUACUCUACCAGGACUGGCUGGAGGGACAGGACUCAACGCAUGCCAACACACUCCUACACACGCAGUACACACAGCAGACCCCCAGCCAGACACAGACACACAUACAGUGGUGAGACACACACACACACACAAACCCAAACACACCUCAACAUCCAAAAGCCCAAUCAAUCACUGACCCUCUGUCUUCUAAGGACCCACUGCAGUGGUUUCCAUAGGUACCAUUGUAUAGGCGGGGAUGGCCAGAGGGCCUGGAUGCUGUGUUUGUGUUCCUUUGCUCCCUGCCUAAAGAAUCAUCUCUGGAAAACACCCAUAUAUCCAAGACUUGAUUCUGAACUUCCUUACUCGACCAGAAGGUGGUGCUGUUAUUCCAUCCGAUGUACUGCUCUCGAGUGUUGUGGAGGCUGAUCCACUGCUUUCACCAUUGAGGGGAAAGAGCAAAUAUUUGUGCUUUGUUCCAGAGGGAAUUCAUGAUGUGACAGACACAUUUGUGACAUUGGGAAAACAAUUGUAUCUGAUCCAAGGGGAUGAAGCAGGAAAAAUAUCAAACAAACUGUGUCCUGUUAACAUGUAGUGAAUGUGAAAUCUGUAAGUAGGACUAAAAGCAUUCUUAGAGGUGAUCCAAACACUUGAAAUAAAACCAGUUGUACUUGUAUCAACUGACAAAUGGA
This is a messenger RNA of Oncorhynchus keta (chum salmon), 2453 nucleotides long. RefSeq names its product nuclear prelamin A recognition factor-like. The transcript is spliced from 11 exons. The record is from RefSeq and is a predicted model, not a curated record. Gene Ontology annotation, molecular function: lamin binding. Gene Ontology annotation, cellular component: lamin filament. Bases 351 to 1898 code for a protein of 515 amino acids. Lineage: Eukaryota; Metazoa; Chordata; Actinopteri; Salmoniformes; Salmonidae.